AUGGUCGGAUCGAACAGAGAUGAGAAUUGGCACGGUCAACUUUCUUGCUUGGUGGCAUACAUUUUCUGCAAAGCCAGACAGGAUGGGAGAAAAAAGUCCACCCGAAGCUGUCUGGGACACAGUCACUGCAUGACUGCCAGACCCAGCGUUCGAAUACCAGUAACUGAUGGCAUGUCCAGGGAUGAAUCCCGAGGUCUUGUCCAUGCUCAGCACUGGUUUACAGAUGUUUCAUGGCCAGAGGCCUAUCGUGCUAUUGUGUCAGGAGGCGAGCAUCCUGGUAAUUUGCUGCCUAGUUCGGCCUGA
Messenger RNA from Monascus purpureus, 303 nucleotides. Lineage: Eukaryota; Fungi; Ascomycota; Eurotiomycetes; Eurotiales; Aspergillaceae. The record is from the annotation of a GenBank genome assembly.